Molecule: messenger RNA, 1581 nt
Organism: Prorocentrum cordatum
Lineage: Eukaryota; Dinophyceae; Prorocentrales; Prorocentraceae
Source: the annotation of a GenBank genome assembly
AUGUUCACUUCCAUCCCCAUCCUUGCCACCAUGGUGUUGCAGGUGGAGCUCGCCCCCUGGAAGGUGGCGGCUGCCAACUACGCCGACGCGGCCUGCAGCUCCACGCUGCUGAUGGUCCUCAUCUGCGGAGCGACGGCAGCGAACGUGAGCGUCGAGAACUCCUCGAUCCCGGCCUUUGCCUCCGUGCUCGUCGGUUCCUUCUUUGCCGUCGGCGUUGUCGCCAUCAUGGCCUCGGCGUACUACUACUUCAAGCCCUUCCCGAUGUAUCCUUUCUUCAUUUGUCAUCACAGGGUGGGCGCCCAGGCGCAGGCACGGCUGCUGAAGAUGAUGCUGACGUCCAAGACAGGCAGGUUGGUCCUCACCGACACGGAUGACCUCACGGAAUUGGAUUCGUUGUUCGACACAGUCAAAACGCAAGUUCACCACCUUAGGGGCACUUUGAGCAGGCCGUGGUGCGCUGGCGAGAUCGUCACUGCAUUCAUGUGGCGCAAGCAGAUCACUGCGGUCGUUACGGACAGUUUCGUCCCGCCGAAUGAAAAGGCUUAUGCGGACAUGGCCAAGUACUUAGACUUGAGCAGCUGCUCGCUGAACCCCUUCGGCAUCACGAACGACAGUGUUGCCUCUGCGUACCGCAACCUUAUGAGCGACGACGUCAACAAAGUCCACUUGCGCAGUGACGUGAGAGGAAUCGCUCGCUUCCAGCACGUUUCCGACUUCCUCAGCGACAGUGAGGCAGUGAGUGCCGAAGGGAUUGAGACAGAUGUUUUGGCCAGCGCCGAGCCCCUUCCCAUGGAGCCCAGGGCAGUCUUGAUCUCUUCAGAGCCCGGCAACGACGAGGCUUUGGCCACCGCCCUCAUCCUUCUGCAGAAGAUCGAGCUUCAGCUGAAGGACUUCGUCCCCGAGGGGGUACGGGUCAUCGACGAGUAUGCCGGGGACGACGGCGCGAUGCUCCGUGCCGUGGAAGCCUCGCGCGCGCUGCUGGUCCUGCUCUCGCUAGGAACGCUCGCAGCCCCCGAACAGGUCACGGCGAUCGAGCAGAUCAUGCUGUCGAUCGAGAAGGCCGAGAAUGCGGGUUUGCCACCUCCCGCCGCGAUCUUCAUGUCUUUGCCCGGUUUCCAGUUUCCCGCCGACGAGUUCUACAGCGAGAAGGUCCCGAAGUUGUUGGCGGAGCCGGCCGUGCUUCCACAAGUGCAAGAUGUGUCGCAGGGGCAGGGGCCAGGAGCCAGGAUCCGCUCGUUCUUCCAGCAGGGCGCAGUUCAAUUCUCCGUCGGCGCUUCCGAGCGGAUCAUCGAGGCGCAGAUCUUGGAGGUGGUGUUUCGCGUCCCCCGCUCCGAGGAGCAGGGGGACGCCAAGGGGCGGGAAGAGCACGACGUGAAGGAGGGAACCAGUGAGCAGGGCGACGGCGACACCAUCCCAGCUGUUAUCCAUUUUUGUGUUUUUCCAGCCGUGAGGCUGCAUAUCCGGGCAGCGCGUAUUUGCAUUUCUCCCAAGCGUGAUCCGGCAGAUCCGGGCAGCGCGCCGGCGCGUAUUCUUAUCCUGUUGCCCGAGGGGCGUUCUGAUUGCUGCAGGCACGCGGGUUGA